AUGAAGAAAGCCCAAGAACCGGCCGGCGUCCACGCACUGGGUCCCAAAGGCCGCUUAAUCCAGCAGAUAUCGAGGCCUGGGAUCUUGAGUGUCCAGCGCAGUAUCUUUGCUGCUCCUAGGACUACGUUCUUCUGGACAGAGAUGCUGGAGCCACUUCUCCAGUGUGGGGGACAUGGCCCCCAGUGCUCCCCUGUUGCUUUCACCUUCCAGGCUCUCCAGCUCUACCUUGAGCCCUUAUCAGGAAUGACACCGAUGCUGCGGCUCCUCACGGCCGUCGUGAAGGACCCGACGGCUCAGACCGUUCGCCAUCUGCUCUUUGCCAACCAUACAGAGAAGGACAUCCUGCUGGGGCCCGAGCUGAAGGAGAUUCAAGUCAACAACCCCCAGCGCUUCAAGCUGUGGUUGACCGUCAACAGGGAGAACUCCGCGCUUUUGGCACCCUGUGACGGCAAGAGCCCAUCAUCUGUCGGAAAGACGAAAAUGUGGCUCAAGUAUCUGCUUACCUGCGUCACUGUGUGGAGCGUCCAGUUCGGCAACCACGGAGCUUUUGCCAAAUCGUCCCGCAGACCAAACAUCGUCCUCAUCCUCACCGACGACCUCGACAUCGCCAUGGGGGGCUUGACUUCCUUAAACAAGACCAAAAAACUCAUCGGCGACGCAGGAAUCUCCUUCACCAACGCGUUCGUGGCCAGUCCGCUGUGCUGCCCCAGCCGAGCCAGCAUCCUGACGGGCAAAUACCCGCACAACCACCGCGUCACCAACAACACGCUGGAGGGGAACUGCAGCAGCGCGGCCUGGCAGAAGAGCGAGGAGGCGCGCGCGUUCCCCGCCCUGCUUAAGAACCUCGCCGGCUACCAGACCUUUUUUGCCGGAAAAUACCUCAACCAGUACGGGCACGCGGAAGCCGGCGGGAUCGAGCACGUUCCUCUCGGCUGGAGCUACUGGGUCGGAUUGGAGAAAAAUUCAAAGUACUACAACUACACUCUAUCUGUUAACGGAAAGGCUCAGAAGCACGGAGACGACUACAGCAAAGAUUACCUCACGGAUGUGCUGGCCAACGCGUCCUUGAAGUUCCUGCAGUCCAAAUCCAGCUACGCGCCCUUCUUCAUGAUGGUGUCCACGCCGGCCCCCCACUCCCCGUGGACGGCCGCCCCUCAGUACCGGGACCGCUUCAACGGCACCCGGGCGCCCCGGGAUCCCAACUUCAACAUUCACGGCAAGGACAAACACUGGCUGAUCCGGCAGGCCAAGACGCCCAUGAGCAACUCGUCCGUGCGCUUUCUGGACGCCGCCUUCGUGAAACGGUGGCGGACGUUGCUGUCGGUGGACGACCUAGUGGAGAAGAUAGUGAGCGCCUUGCGAGCCAGGGGUGAACUGAAUGACACGUACAUCUUCUUUACCUCUGAUAACGGAUACCACACGGGUCAGUUCUCUCUUCCUCUGGACAAGCGGCAGCUGUACGAGUUUGAUAUCCGCGUUCCUCUCAUGGUGCGAGGACCCAACGUCAAAGCCGGACAGAUCAGCCAGUUCCUGGUGGCCAACGUGGACCUCGGCCCGACCUUCCUGGACGUGGCGGGAAUCGACGUGAACAAGACGCAGAUGGACGGCACCUCCUUCCUGCCCGUUCUGAACGGGCAAGUCAACGGCAGCUCUUGGAGGAGCGACAUCUUGGUGGAAUACGAAGGAGAAGGCAGCGAUAUUUCCGACCCCGCCUGUCCCCUGCUCGGGCCCGGAGUGUCGGAGUGCUUCCCAGAUUGCGUGUGCGAGGACUCGUACAACAACACGUACGCGUGCGUGCGUACGGUGGCGCCCGCGGCCAACCUGCAGUACUGCGAGUUCGACGACACCGAGGUGUUCGUGGAGGUGUACAACCUGACGGCGGACCCGUUCCAGCUCGACAACAUCGCCAAGACCAUCGACCAGGAAGUUUUGGAGAAGAUGAACCAUCGGCUGAUGAUGUUGCAGUCGUGCGCCGGGCAAACGUGCCGCACGGCCGGCGUUUACGAUGCGGGUUUCAAAUUUGAACCGCGGCAGAUGUUUAACGGGCGCGACUGGAAGUUCGGAAGACUCCGACAAAAGAUGAAGUGA
This is a messenger RNA of Nerophis lumbriciformis (worm pipefish), 2088 nucleotides long. Lineage: Eukaryota; Metazoa; Chordata; Actinopteri; Syngnathiformes; Syngnathidae. The record is from RefSeq and is a predicted model, not a curated record.